This is a messenger RNA of Linum tenue, 1026 nucleotides long. Lineage: Eukaryota; Viridiplantae; Streptophyta; Magnoliopsida; Malpighiales; Linaceae. The record is from the annotation of a GenBank genome assembly.
AUGGCCGAAACCCCGUCUCCCUCCUCCGCCGCCGCCGGCACCGACGGUUCCUCUCAGUACUGGUGCUACCACUGCGAGAAGCGGGUCUCCGUUGAGACCGUCGCCAACCUCCCCGACGUCAUCUGCCUCGACUGCAAGAAUGGCUUCGUCGAAUCCAUCCCCGCCGGCCCUUCCACACCGCCGUCCAUCUCCGCCACUCCUUCCUUGAUCUCCGAUCCUUCUGAAGAAACCUUCGGAUCUCAGUUCCUCCAAAUGCUUCGCAUAAUCGCGCAAGCCGCUCGCGAGGAGCCUUCGCACCACCGCCGCGACGCUCCUCAAUCGGAGGACGAUUUCCUCCGAAUCGACCUCGAUGGAUGGGACAACGGAGGAGACGAGGCCGAGGAUGGAGAAGAAGGCGAAGAGGAGGAAGAGGACGAUGAUGUCGAGGACGUCGACGUUGACGACGAGGAAGAUCGGAGGAGGCGCCGCGAAAUUCUCCGCCUUCGAAUCCGCGAUUUCGCGACCAGAACCAGGACAGGGAGGAACCGGAUUUUGGAUUGGGCUGAGAUCCUGAUGGGACUGGAGGAUAACUCGAUCGAAUUCCGCCUCGAAGUCCCUGAGUCAGAUAGAUACAUAGGCAAUCCAGAGGAUUACGUCGAUGCGGCUGGUUACGAGGCGCUGCUGCAGAACCUAGCCGACAGCGACGGCGGAAGGAAAGGCGCUCCUCCGGCGUCGAAAUCAGCCGUGUCUGCUUUACCGGCGAUUGAGGUAACAUCUGAGGGGGAGACUUCGGUUUGCGCUGUUUGUAAAGAUAUGGUCAAUGUUGGUGAGAAGGAAACGAAGUUGCCGUGUGGCCAUGGGUACCAUGGAGACUGCAUUGUGCCAUGGCUGGGGUCGAGGAACUCUUGCCCGAUUUGUAGGUUUGAACUGCCAACUGAUGAUACAGAGUACGAGGAGGAGAAGAGGAAGAAAGGGGUAGCUGCUGCCUCUGGUGGCUGGAGAGCUUCGGCUUCUGGUGGUGGAGAUAGUUCAGGUUCCUCAAUUUGA